GAAGAAGAAGAGGAAGAAAUAGAAAACGAAGAAGGACAACACGAAAACAACAAAGAAAUGCUUUCGGAAAUAGUGUCGUUGUUUGCGUUUUCACAUUUAAAGCCAAUUACUGUAUCCGUUCAUACUUAAAGCUUUUUACAAUUCAAUGCCUGUUCAGGGGAUGAGGACCUUUUGAACAGUGACCCGCUUUCUUCAAUCAAUCGAAAGUUAGAUAACUUAUAUGUUUGUGAUUAGAUGGAUGGAUGAUAACAGAGGGAAGUCAUGGCUAUAGCGCACGCCGCCACAGAGUACGUGUUCUCGGAUUUCGUGUUGAAGGAGCCCGCGUCUGAGAACAAGUAUAAAGGCAUCAGGUUAGAGCUGGCUCUGGAUAAGAUGGUCACCUGUAUCGCGGUGGGUCUGCCUCUGCUUCUCAUCUCUCUAGCCUUCGCUCAGGAAGUGUCUGUCGGUACACAGAUUAGUUGUUUCCCCCCUACAAAGUUCUCGUGGCGUCAGGCUGGUUAUGUGGACUCGUACUGCUGGGCGGCAGUGCAAACGCAGGACACGGGAGGCCUGCCACUGUGGCUGCACAAGUUCUUUCCUUAUAUCCUGUUGCUGGUGGCAAUAUCAGUUUACAUGCCAGCGUUGUUUUGGCGGUUCACAGGAGCCCCUGUGCUUUCUUCUGAUCUGACCUUUAUAAUGGAAGAACUGGACCGUUCCUACAACAGAGCCAUUAAACUGGCCAAAUGCCUUCACACUGCAGGGAAGCAGGACUCGCAGUCAGGCCGUGUGGGCUCAUACAGCUCUGUGAUAGACGUUACCGAGAGCUGCUUUAAAUAUCCUCUGGUGGAACAAUACUUGAGGACCAAACGCUUCUCUCGAGGAUUACUGGUCCGAUACCUCCUCUGCCGCACCAUCACUUUCUUGGCCCUCAUAUUAGCCUGCAUCUACCUUUGCUAUUACAUCCGUCUCUCCAUCACAGAUGAGUUUCAAUGUGACAUUCGAUCUGGCGUGGUGAUCAACGACUCCUCGGUCCCUCCGGCCAUGCAGUGCAAGCUGGUUGCCGUGGGCGUCUUUCAGCUCCUGAGCUACAUAAAUCUGUGUGUGUAUUUGCUGCUGUUGCCCUUGUGCUUGUACGCCAUGUUGGUUCCAUUCAGGAGGAGCAUGGGGUUCUUGAAGCCUUACGAGAUGUUGCCCACAUUAGGGGUAAUGCAGUUUGGACAGGCGACCUGGGAUGAUCUUGCGUUAUACCUGCUGUUUCUGGAAGAGAACCUCAGUGAGCUGAAGAGUUAUAAGUGCCUGAAGGUGUUAGAGCUGUUAAAAGAAGGGGGAGACGAGUCUUUUGACACCAUGCUGCUGUUGCAGACACUGGGACAGGUAAAAACAGAUGUGGUGGACAGCAGAUUGCUAGAAAAGGACAGGAAAAUCUCCAGCACCAACAAUGGUGACACAGAGAUGAAAGAGAUUUCUCCACUGCUGCAGGGGGACUGCUUGAAAAAAGAUGAAGAUGAGAAGGUUGUGCGCCAGAGGGUGAUCUGAAU
Rhinichthys klamathensis goyatoka is the source of this 1517-nucleotide messenger RNA. RefSeq names its product pannexin 1a (gene panx1a). Gene Ontology annotation, molecular function: channel activity. The transcript has 6 exons. Gene Ontology annotation, biological process: positive regulation of interleukin-1 production; monoatomic cation transport. The coding region runs from base 262 to 1515 and encodes 417 amino acids. NCBI's taxonomy places the organism in Eukaryota, Metazoa, Chordata, Actinopteri, Cypriniformes, Leuciscidae. The record is from RefSeq and is a predicted model, not a curated record.